This is a messenger RNA of Gymnodraco acuticeps, 1744 nucleotides long. RefSeq lists its product as uncharacterized. The record is from RefSeq and is a predicted model, not a curated record. Lineage: Eukaryota; Metazoa; Chordata; Actinopteri; Perciformes; Bathydraconidae. Bases 128 to 1744 code for a protein of 538 amino acids. The transcript has 2 exons.
UCAAUCCUCAACAACAUUAAUAUCCACCACAAAUACAGAGGUUUCAUCAGAUUCCAGCUCAACUUCCCCUCCACUAACUGCUCAUUUAACACAAACAUCUCCUGAUCACAAAUCUGAAACAACAUCAAUGGGGACCAGCAAUACACAGUUCCCAUCGACUAGCCAGGAAAUAUCUACAACAUUGAUGUCCUCAUCAACCGAGCAACAAUCUACACCCGUUACUGUCUAUCCAACAGGAACAAUGGAGCCAACAAUGUCAACAUCAACAUUCACCUCGAAUGGAGAAACAAGUGCUUCCAACACUGAUCAAUCUGCAACAACAAUAAUUUUCCCCACAAAUACAGAGGGUUCCUCAGGUUCUCCCUCUACAUCCCAUCCACAAACUACUCAUUUCAUACAAACAUCUCCUGAAGACAAAUCUGAAACAACACCAAUGGGGACCAGCAAUACACAGUUCCCAUCGACUAGCCAGGAAAUAUCUACAACAUUGAUGUCCUCAUCAACAGAGCAACAAUCUACACCAGUGACUGUCCAUCCAACAGGAACAAUGGAGCCAACAAUGUCAACAUCAACAUUCACCUUGAAUGGAGAAACAAGUACUUCCAACACUGAUCAAUCCUCAACAACAUUAAUAUCCACCACAAAUACAGAGGUUUCAUCAGAUUCCAGCUCAACUUCCCCUCCACUAACGGCUCAUUUAACACAAACAUUUCCUGAACAAAAAUCUGAAACAACACCAAUGGGGACCAGCAAUACACAGUUCCCAUCGACUAGCCAGGAAACAUCUACAACAAUGAUGUCCUCAUCAACAGAGCAACAAUCUACACCUCUUACUACGCUUGUUACACCAACAGGAACAAUGGAGCCAACAAUGUCAACAUCAACAUUCACCUUGAAUGGAGAAACAAGUACUUCCAACACUGAUCAAUCUGCAACAACAAUCAUUUCCCCCACAAAUACAGAGGGUUCCUCAGGUUCACCCUCUACAUCCCAUCCACAAACUACUCAUUUCAUAGAAACAUCUGCUGAAGGCAAAUCUGAAACAACACCAAUGGGGACCAGCACCACACAGUUCCCAUGGACUAGCCAGGACUCAUCUACAACAUUGACGUCCUCAUCAACCGAGCAACAUUCUACAAUUGUUACUACGCUUGUUACACCAACAGGAACAAUGGAGGCAACAAUGUCAACCCCAAUAUUUACAUCGAAAGGAGAAACAAGUACUUUCAACACUGAGCAAUCCUCAACAACAUUAAUAUCCACCACAAAUACAGAGGUUUCAUCAGAUUCCAGCUCAACUUCCCCUCCACUAACGGCUCAUUUAACACAAACAUCUCCUGAACAAAAAUCUGAAACAACACCAAUGGGGACCAGCAAUACACAGUUCCCAUCUACUAGCCAGGAAACAUCUACAACAAUGAUGUCCUCAUCAACAGAGCAACAAUCUACACCUCUUACUACGCUUGUUACACCAACAGGAACAAUGGAGCCAACAAUGUCAACAUCAACAUUCACCUCGAAUGGAGAAACAAGUACUUCCAACACUGAUCAAUCUGCAACAACAAUCAUUUCCCCCACAAAUACAGAGGGUUCCUCAGGAAUCAUCUACAACAAUGAUGUCCUCAUCAACCGAGAAACAAUCUACACCUGUUACUACACUUGUUACACCAACAGGAACAAUGGAGUCAACAAUGUCAACCCCAAUAUUUACAUCGAAAGGAGAAACAAGUACUUUCAACAGUGA